Colias croceus (clouded yellow) is the source of this 631-nucleotide messenger RNA. RefSeq lists its product as uncharacterized. Lineage: Eukaryota; Metazoa; Arthropoda; Insecta; Lepidoptera; Pieridae. Bases 28 to 630 code for a protein of 200 amino acids. The record is from RefSeq and is a predicted model, not a curated record. The transcript is spliced from 6 exons.
ACAGUGGUUUUACGAAAUUAUAGCAGUAUGUGGAUUAGCAAUUAUAUCACCAUAUUAUACGCGCUCUACAUUGCGGUCGAUGGAAAACGUAAUCAAAACAGCAGGCAACGAAGAUACUUAAUAUUUACUCCCAGUACACAAUAUGGUGUAUUUGUAACAGUAGCGAUCCCUCUGGAGUCGGAGUCGACGGUAACCGUGGCUUGGUUCUUCGAAGCUAAUUACUACAGCGUUGACAACGCUACCUACCUCGAACCUCUGCUAGGUGAUAUUGAGACUGUUUUUACGCUACAAAGCAAAAGAGAUGCACAUCCCUGUGUGCAGGACAGCUCCAAUGUAAUCAUGCGCUGUAUAGCGAGUCAGCUCGACUGCUGGCACGGCCACACGGGACGCCCUUGCUUACUCAGAGCUAUUUGUGAGAACGCCACCUCGCAUUUCUUGCAUAACGGCAUCCUAGGCGAUUUACUUCAUCUCGUCCUGACGCCAUCAUUAUCGAUGUCAGAAGACGAUAUAGAAGACUGUUACUAUGAAGCUGAAUAUUGGGGAUUGGAGAAUAAAUGUGAAUACUACACCGAAGACUGCCCCAUGAGCCCAUUGGACUAUAUCUCUUUUAUAAUAAAUGAUAACAGUUAAA